Protomyces lactucae-debilis is the source of this 315-nucleotide messenger RNA. RefSeq lists its product as uncharacterized. The transcript is spliced from 2 exons. NCBI's taxonomy places the organism in Eukaryota, Fungi, Ascomycota, Taphrinomycetes, Taphrinales, Protomycetaceae. Gene Ontology annotation, molecular function: RNA binding. The record is from RefSeq and is a predicted model, not a curated record. The annotation marks the transcript as partial.
CAUCGUAUCGUGUUUGUCAAGAAUCUCUCAUUCAAGGUCACCACCGAAGAGCUAUUUGAUCUUUUCGGCCGCUUUGGCGCCAUACGGCAGAUCAGGCUAGGCGACUCACAGCAGACACGGGGCACGGCGUUUGUGGUCUAUGAAUCUGCAGUCGAUGCAAAGCAGGCGUUGGACAAGCUGCAGGGCUUCAACUUCCAGGAGCGCUACCUUGUGUGUCUGAUGCACCAGGUCGACAAGACGCUGCUGGCCAGCGGUGCAUCGAGCCUUGAGCAGCGACAGCAGGCACUGGAUGCUGCGAAGGAGAAGUACAAUAUU